AUGCACAGAAAGGCAGAGUAUCUCAAAGCUCUCGAACAAGAACGUCUCGACGCGAAACGCAAAGAAGCGGAACGGAAAGAGGAAGCCGUGAGGAAACGUGCACAAAGGCGCUUUAUAGCGGUUGACAAGACGUAUGAUUUGCGUUCCAAGGGUGGAAGCGCUGACAGCACAGCAAAGUGA
Molecule: messenger RNA, 180 nt
Organism: Alternaria infectoria
Lineage: Eukaryota; Fungi; Ascomycota; Dothideomycetes; Pleosporales; Pleosporaceae
Exons: 2
Coding region: 1-180 (59 amino acids)
Source: RefSeq, a predicted model, not a curated record